CUUGUCUUUAACACCACAUAGUCCUUUAGCUUUUACAAAGAUCUUUCACAGGUCUGGAAUCAAAUAAGCAAGGAAUGAGUUUUCAAGACUUGCAAAUUGAUCAAUGGCUAAAAGAUGCGGUUCACGCUCGCGGGUUUACUAAAAUGACGCCUGUUCAGACAAACACCAUUCCUCUUUUUUUGAGAAACAAAGACGUCGUCGUGGAAGCAGUAACUGGUUCAGGAAAAACGUUGGCUUAUUUAUUACCUGCUAUUGACAAAAUUUUGAAGCGAGAAUCUGAUGAGCACGGUUUGGGUGCACUUAUAGUUGCUCCUACUCGUGAGCUGGCAAAUCAAAUCUUUCAUGUCACUGAAGAGCUAUUAGUAUAUCAGCCAGAAGAGCUUGCGGAUCAGAAAAAGCUUGUACCUGAUAUGUAUAUUGGCGGAAAAGGAACACUGUCAAAUGAUUUGACCUCUUUUCGAAAAAAAAAUCCUACGAUUGUUAUUGGGACACCAGGUCGUUUAAACGAAAUGUUGGGACAAAUUUCCAGUAAAAAUCUAGCUAUUUUAAUUUUAGAUGAAGCAGAUACUCUUAUUGACAUGGGUUUUCAAAAAGCUUUGCAGUCCAUUAUCGCACAAUUACCAAAGCAAAGGCGUACCGGUCUUUUCAGUGCUACUAUGAAUGACACGGUUUCAUCAUUUUUAAAAGUAGCUGGCCUUCGGAAUAGUGUUCGUGUUUCGGUUACAGUUACAUUGAAGAAAGAGGACACCAGAGCACCAUCCUCUUUGUCAAUCCAGUCAUAUGUUUUACCUCCCAUGUUUAAGACCCAAGGAAUGCUUCAUAUGCUCCAAAAUCAACAGUAUGAUAAGGCGAUUGUUUUCUUUCUUUCUUGUGCAACUGUCGAAUAUUUCUACUCUUUGUUGUCUCAGAUGAAACUUCCAUUUGAAGUGAUUGCCUUGCAUGGCAAACAAGCUCAGUCGAAUCGAAGUAAAAAUUACGAAAAAUAUGUAAAAAGCAACAAAAAAUGUGUUUUACUUACAACAGAUGUCGCAUCCCGUGGUUUAGAUAUCCCAAAUGUUGACCUUGUGCUUCAGCUGGAUCCACCAUUGGACCCUAAAUCCUUUUCACAUCGCUGUGGUCGAGCAGGACGUGCAGGCCGUUCUGGAUUAGCUCUUGUUUUUCUAAAUGAAGGAAGGGAAGAAGAUUAUGAAGAGUUGCUGAGGGUACGUAAAGUACCUAUUAAACGAAUGGAUACUCCUGAAGCACUGUUGGAUCGAAAGCAUCUUGACGAAUUAACUAAAAACCUAAGGAGUAUUGUUACAAAAGACCGAGAUAUCUACGAGAAAGGGUUAAGGGGAUUUGUCUCUCAUGUGCGUGCAUAUACCAAGCACCAAGCAUCCUUUAUAUUUCGUAUAAAAGACAUGGAUUUACAUCAGCUAGCAACAGCUUAUUCUUUGUUACACUUACCUAAGAUGCCAGAGUUGAAAGAUGCUCCGACUGCCAAUGAUGUUUUUCAGCCAGUUGAUAUUGAUACCCGAGCAAUAGCUUUUCUUGACUCAUCUCGUGAACAAGCUCGCCAACGGAAACUUGAGGAACAAAAGAGUCAACCGGAGAAACCAAAAUUAGAAAGGAAGCCAAAAGCUGAAGCCUGGUCAAAACAAAAGGAGAUGAAAGAGAAGCGUCUUGUCCGUCGCGAAAAGCGGAAAUCAAGACGGGAAUUUGAUAAAACACAAAAGAGAGUAAAAAUGGAAGAAGAACAGCAAGGAACCCGAGAGAAUAGUUCUUCUGAUAAAGUAAAGCAUGGUCAAGAAGAUGACGUUUCCGACGAAGAAAAUCUUUCCGAGUUAGAAGAUGAUUAUCGUGCUUUGCAAAAAGAAAAGAAAAAACGAGGUUCCACUUCGAUUGCAUUUGAUGGCUUAUAAUCUUUUUUUGGGGAAUAAUAGGUUUUAGUGUAUGGUUAUAAUGGGAUUUAAAAGGCUAAUAAUAUGCACGAUUCGUGAUAAGUUUAGGAGGGAGUAAGCAAUUUAUUGUAUACUAAGAGUACAUGCGAUAGGGUGGAGUUUUGUUUGAUCGUUUCAAUAUACUUACCGCAUGGUUCUAUUUCAGUUGUAUGCUGUAAAAUAAUAGGAAGAUUGGUGAGAAUUUUGGUGAAAUCACUGACUUUGUACAAAGAAUUUGAUACUACGAGGGGAUACUUUUAUUUUCGUUUAUUUGGAUGGAUUUUGUUUAUUUAUACUCAAUUGCAGAUUACAAUUAUUAGCAAUAUUAUAUGCCUUUCC
Molecule: messenger RNA, 2258 nt
Organism: Schizosaccharomyces cryophilus OY26
Lineage: Eukaryota; Fungi; Ascomycota; Schizosaccharomycetes; Schizosaccharomycetales; Schizosaccharomycetaceae
Product: ATP-dependent RNA helicase Spb4
Exons: 2
Coding region: 75-1901 (608 amino acids)
Cellular component (GO): nucleolus
Molecular function (GO): ATP binding; RNA helicase activity; nucleic acid binding
Source: RefSeq, a predicted model, not a curated record